AUGGCAAUUGAUGGUUUAUAUGCAAGCCUGGUUUAUGUCGAUGAGACAAACUCCAGUACUACCUAUGUCUUCAACACCAAACCACAGAGCCUGAUGCGCUGGGAAGCUAUUCUUGACUUCCGUUUUGAGAUCCAGCGUUACUGGCAAAGUCUGGUCAAUAUUGCACAAAAACAAGAUCUUCCAGGCCUUCACAUUCUGUUGGAGUCCUUCCCAACUUCCGCCCACUUAUACGAUGCUGCUAUAUUUACCUUUCGCAACACCUUGACAGGUUCCGAGCCAGGUGAUCUUCACGGUAUCUUUGCGCUUUGUAGCUUAUCUUAUCUUGCUUUAAGACAUUCCCAGAAAAUCGGCAAGCCAGCUGCUGAUAAUAUUUUUUACGACAUCAAUAUCUGGCGGGACUUAAUUGGUGAUCCUCAGAAUCGCCAACUGUUCAGCAGUCUUAUUCAACGGCUUUGGGACGACAUGACAGCUUCCUGUUAUCAAACAGAACAGUUCUUAGAUCCAGACUCUCUCGUCAAUGGCCAGGAUUGCAUAUCAUCUCAGAGUGCAGUCAUGCAAGACAUCUCGUCAUUGGGCGAUUUUGCCGACCCGUUCUGGGGCGGUCUCUUCGAGGUACCCGGUUCUCUCCAGCGGCCUAAUUUUCAGAUGUCGGACACUACUCCGGGGUCGCACUCCACUGUACUCGACGCCGCAAAGCCCCAGCUCUCAACUGGAGAUCUACGCCAAUCGGCAGUCAUGAACAUCCUGACAAGCUUCAUCGCCAAUUGCGGAGAUCUAGUGGACAUUUUCAGUGGACAAGCAGCGACCGCGAAAGGUCCUCAUUCUGAUGUUUCCUUGGAGGUCAAGAACUUCACACAGGCUCUGAGGCGACAUGACUGCUUCGGAGACCCAUCUUCUCGUGGAAUACUCGCUGUUGUGGACAGAUUUGUGGACCUGAAUUAUUUCCAAAACAUCGAUGAGGUUCAAGACUACAUAAUAAUUGUCGGAAAGGAAAUACUUUCCAGUGGCCAAACCCUUGCAAAAGUCUGCAAAGCUGUGUAUUCGUCCACAGACAUGAUAAAGAUGCCCCAAGUAGCACGACGCCAGCGCGCAGAUCGCCCUCCAGAGCGAAAGCUGUAA
Messenger RNA from Fusarium fujikuroi IMI 58289, 1119 nucleotides. RefSeq lists its product as uncharacterized. Bases 1 to 1119 code for a protein of 372 amino acids. Lineage: Eukaryota; Fungi; Ascomycota; Sordariomycetes; Hypocreales; Nectriaceae. The record is from RefSeq and is a predicted model, not a curated record. The transcript has 2 exons.